Molecule: messenger RNA, 777 nt
Organism: Anisakis simplex (herring worm)
Lineage: Eukaryota; Metazoa; Nematoda; Chromadorea; Rhabditida; Anisakidae
Source: the annotation of a GenBank genome assembly
AAUACCGGUCGUGUGAAAUUGGCUGAUCAGCAGAUUCAGUUCAAAAAUACAAAAACCGGUAAAUUACAAAACAUUCCAUCGUCGGAUAUUGAUACGAUUGCAUGGAUGCGACUUGCAAAUAAACCUGGACUGAAGUUUUCGUUAUCGAAUGGAACCAGUUUACGUUUUGGAGGUUUUCACGAUAAGGAUUUCGAGAAGAUCAAAGCGUUCGCGAGUAAGAAUUGGAAUAAAGAAGUGAGUCAACUAGAACAGAGUCUAAAGGGAUGGAAUUAUGGCAAAGCUGAAGUGAAAGGUCAAGUACUGGAAUUCGAUGUGGACGAUAAGCCGUGUUUCGAGAUACCGUUGAGUAAUGUGAGCAAUUGUACGUCUGGCAAAAGCGAGGCAGUGUUGGAAUUUCACCAGAAUGACGAUUGUGCGGUUUCGUUGAUGGAGAUGCGAUUCCAUAUACCUACCGAUCCGGAUGCUGAUGAGGACGUCGAUCCGGUUGAGAUUUUGUGUACUACACCACGUGGUCGUUACGAUAUAAAAGUCUAUCAGAAUCACCUGUCGCUUCACGGUAAAACGUACGAUUAUAAGAUACCAAUCAAAACAAUAAUGAGACUCUUCCUACUGCCACAUAAAGAUGGACGUCAUAUGUAUUUUGUGGUGCAGAUUCAUUCAUUCAUUCAGAUCAGUUUGAAUCCACCACUUCGUCAAGGACAGACCAGAUAUCAUUUUCUUGUGCUCGAAUUCACGAAAGAUGAAGAAGUGGAACUGGAUUUGGGACUUACACAGUAA